Molecule: messenger RNA, 5072 nt
Organism: Bemisia tabaci
Lineage: Eukaryota; Metazoa; Arthropoda; Insecta; Hemiptera; Aleyrodidae
Product: mitochondrial potassium channel
Source: RefSeq, a predicted model, not a curated record
AACCUCACUUCCUUCUCCAUGAUAAUUUUAGUGAAAAGUGAUAAGUGGAAAAGUGCUCUUGAAGUGUGAUUGCAAUCUCAACAACUUGGCAUCAAUUUAUCACUCGAAGAAUAGCUGCCUUUUCAGUUUUUAGUUCGCCUUUUUCACACACCUCGAAUUAUUUUCCCGCACGACCAUGAGUAACAUCAAGAAACUGAUCAUGGGUGCAAAUGGCAAUAUCAAGAAUUCAUGGAAAGCUCUCAGCCUAAAACCCAUUGAAACCUCCCAUCUCAAGCAGUCCUUAGUUCAGAAAGUGGAAAAUAUUAGGUCCAAUACACAAGCAGGUGCUGCUUUGAACUCCAGAGUAAUUGAAGUUAUCUCUUGGUACGAUAAGAUUUCUGGGAUGGACGAGGUUCGUAGCGCCCAGAACAAAGUCCUUGAGGCUGAGAUGGAGUUCGUUGAAGCUCAGUCGAAACGAAGGGAGGCCCACAAAGAGCUUACGUCUAUGCAGAGAAGCUUAAAAGAUUUGCGUGAAGAAAUUGACACAACUACCCGUGGUGAGAAAAGGUACCUGCUUCUUGUCACGAAAGAGCAUGAAAUGUUACAGGAAGAACAAAAACUGGUGGAAAACUUCAAUGAUUGUGAAAAUCGAGAAAGAGAAACCUUCACUAUUCUAUCAUGUGCCGUGAAGGACUCACAUGAAAAGGAAAGAUCUCAAGCAAUGCGAACAAAAUACUGGUCUUUAAUUGCCUCAGUCAUGGGUACCCUUAUAGGUCUAGUGGCUAGCACAAUAAAUGGUCACGCUAGGAUGAAAGAAAUCAAGAAACUUCUCUCGGAUUUAAAAGUAGCCGUAAUGGAUCAGCCCCCACCUCCAAAGAUUGGACCUGACAUCAUCAACUCUCUGACACCACUCUUCAAAAGCUCAGUAGCUGAAAGUGAUAAAAUGAAAGAAGUCGUUGCUGAUUACUAUGAGUCAACAAGAAAUAUUCUUCUAGUCAGUGUAGUCGCUAUUCUCAUCGCUUGUUGGUGCCGUUGAAAGAGGUUUGAUCUUUGUGCCUUAUUCUGAUGUGAUAACUUCAAACUUGCGUUCAAAAGAACAUGCUUACUGCAUUACUUUUUAGUAUGAAGAGGAUUCGGAGGUUUUUAGUUGGAAACUAAAACUAUGAUGGUUGAUGGAAUGUCUCCUUGUAGAGCCCCGUAAAAGGUACUCAUAACCCAUGAAUUUUUGUGAAGAUUUCACUCUGGGAUUAAACAUGUGCCUGUGCUCAUACUGUUUGUGCUUUGUUUGAGUUGUAAACAAUUUAGGUCAGAUUAAUAACUUGAAUUUUCAGUCACUUGAGUUCUUCCCCCUUUGGUUUGGCACUUUCUUUCAUUUGCACUAAUCAAUCAAAAUUGCUUUUAUACUCUGACAUGUUCUACUUUUACAUGAAUGCAGAGAUGUUGAAUUGAAUAGUAACAAAGAGGAGGUAAUGCACAAACAUGUGAAUACUUUAGAGAAACUCCCCAAAAAGUAUUCAGUGCACAUUCAUAGAAAUUGAUUUUGGCUGAUGCAUUUUUGCUGCUCUCACCUUCAACCAUCAUCAGCGACUUCCUCUUUUGUUGUCUAAAUUUAAUGAAGAUUGGAUACUGCUAGAUUUCACCAUUCAUUCCAGCCAUCUUUCAAAAUUGAAUAGUUUAAGACUUUUUAAGUAUCUGGAGGAUCACAUUAUUCCAUCUUAUAUCAACCAAAACAAAUCAUUAAACAGCGGAAUUUUUUCCUUAACAGAGGCCCCCCCCCCGUAUGAUGAAUCGCAGGUGAGCACUGCACAAUUGUGGACUUAAGCAUGAAGCUCAUGAAGCAUAGUGAAAAGGCACCUCUCACAUUUUUCCCAGUUUACUAUCAAGUGGAGACAAAUCAAACUGACAUUUGUAUCAGAUGCUAAAAGUUCAAGAGACAAGUACAAACAAGAGAACCUCCAAGCUUCGGUUCUGGAUUAGCCCUUAGACGGGUGUAAACUGUUUCCAAGCAGACUGAGGAGAAUGUCCAUUCUACAAAGUUUAGAAAAAUUGAAGUGCAAAUGAGUAUGCGACCAAUUUUUUAAUUCAUUUACCGAGUUCGUUGAUGCCAAUUGUUCCCUCUAAAAGAAGGGAAAUGAUGGGGGGAGGGGUUGCUAUGCCCUGCAAAUAUGAGGAAAAAUGAAGUGGCUGGAGGGACAGGGUGCCGGCCGCUAGGAAGUCUUCGCAUGACAUAGCAUGAAAGACCGGUGCCCGGCUGAGGGGCGAGCGAAAAACACAACCACUACUAAAGGUGAUAGCAAACGACCCUCCCCUUCAGGAAAAUAAUGCAGUAUCUCUUCCCCAGUGAAGUUAAGAAGUGCUGUAAGGGUUGACUGCUGGCAUUUAUCAGGUUCUAAAUAUAUGUAACAAAAACUGCAGAAUUUUAUUGGGGCGCUACUGCCGCCAUAAUCUGUACCAUGUAAAUAAAAAAAGAAACCCUUAUUCCAGGGUAAAAACAGAAGUAGGUUAUAAUUCCCAAAAGAAAGGAAAAUUAAAUAAUAAGAACAAAUAACAUAAAAUUACAAUACAAUUAUUUUACAUACUUAUACUUGUACAUAAAUAGUAAAUGUUUUAAAUUUAUUAUCCUAUUAUCUCAUAAAGUGUACAUAAGUGUUUCUUAAUCAAUGUUUAAAAACAGUUCUUGGGGUUUAUGCUGUCUGCAUCAACUCCAACUUGUAUGAGUUGUAUGGAGUCCAACUUUAUCAGAUAUGAUGGGUAGGCCACUCGUUUUCUACGGACCUGACAGGGCUCCGAGCUAUGGUGGAGGCAACCAUCGAUUUAGCAGUGCCUUGAGUUGAUGCUGAAUUCUAUUCUGAGCAUUAUGACUUCUAUUAAUGAAACAUGCCCCUUUAAGCAUCACAGACUGACACAUGCUUUCAUGCUUCAUCUCAGCCAAAAAGCUCUUAGCGGAGCCUGUCAUCUCCAGGGGAAAAUGUUCAGAGAGGUGAAUUGGCGAGUAUCCGUCAGAUAUGAUGGGUAGGCCACUCGUUUUCCACGGACCCGACAGGGCUCCAAGCUAUGGUGGAAGCAACCAUCCAUUCAGCUGUGCCUUGAGUUGAUGCUGAAUUCUAUUCUGCGCACACACGCUUUCAUGCUUCAUCUCAGCCAAAAAGCUCUCAGCGGAGCCUGUCAUCUCCAGAGAAAAAUGUUCAGAGAGGUGGAUUGGCGAGUAUCCGUCAGAUAUGAUGGGUAGGCCACUCGUUUUCUACGGACCCGACAGGGCUCCAAGCUAUGGCGGAAGCAACCAUCCAUUCAGCUGUGCCUUGAGUUGAUGCUGAAUUCUAUUCUGCGCACACACGCUUUCAUGCUUCAUCUCAGCCAAAAAGCUCUCAGCGGAGCCUGUCAUCUCCAGAGAAAAAUGUUCAGAGAGGUGGAUUGGCGAGUAUCCGUCAGAUAUGAUGGGUAGGCCACUCGUUUUCUACGGACCCGACAGGGCUCCGAGCUAUGGUGGAAGCAACCAUCCAUUCAGCGGUGCCACGGGUUGAUGCUGAAUUCUAUUCUGAGCAUUAUGAUUUCCAUUGAUGAAACAUGCCCCUUUAAGCAUCACAGACUGACACAUGCUUUCAUGCUUCAUCUCAGCCAAAAAGCUCUCAGCGAACAGGGUUGCCAGCGACCGGGAAAAGUCAGGGAAAAAAAAUCAACCGGGGAAAGUCAGGGAAUUUCGAUGUUGGUCAGGGAUUUUUCUGAUUUUUCGUGGAAUUAGGCGCGGGCGGUUUCGGGCUCUCGUUGCGGGAUCAACUGACUCAUUUUCACUUUAACAGACUGCGUCAGAUCCAUACUUAAAAGUCAGGGAAAAAUAUUGGAAAGUCAGGGAAAAGUCAGGGGUGGAUUGGCGAGUAUCCGUCAGGUAUGAUCAGUAGGCCACUUGUUUUCUACGGACCCGACAGGGCUUCGAGCUAUGGCGGAGGCAACCAUCCAUUUAGCUUUGCUACGAGUUCAUGCUGAAUUCUAUUUUGAGCAUUAUGACCUCCAUUGAUGAAAAAUGCCUUUUCAAGCAACAAAAACUUACUUGUGCUGAUUGAUUUAGAUGAGGAAAACCAGAAUCUACCAAUCUUUGGUAUAAAUGAAGUCGCCAAUGAUGAUUGGAGUCAAAAGCAGCUAUAUAAUUCCAGCCAAAAUUAAAUUUCAUUUGUUGGUUUCAUAAUUGAAGUUUUUAAGGGAGAAUUCACAGGAUUUGUUAUUAUCAUCGACAAGAUCGUCAAUAUCUUUAACAAUGAACAAUAACCUCUUAAUUUUAAGUCCAGUCAGAGUGUUCUCGAUACUUUUAAUUUUUAAUGAAUAUAUUUUUAAGCACCAAACCAAAAGUUAGUAAACUCAUGUGAUGGAUAAUUUUGCCAAAAUUUUUAUACCGAUCCAGUAUAUGGUGGUCUGUAGAUUAUCAAACCUAGAAAUAACAGUGAAACUGCCAAAACACAUAUCUUGUCUCUGGUUUUUAAAAAUCUUCGUUCUGAUGUAUGUAGUUUUUUUAAUAGAAGGAUGAACAAAGAUCGUGGUUUGAAAUUUUUAGUGAAUAUUCUUCACCCAGGGAAGAAAAAUUGCCGCGGUUCUCUGGAAAUACUUUGUUGAAUGCUUAUCUAAUAAGAAAAUAGAGUAUGACAGGAAGGCUGCAAUGUUGCAAACCGAGAUAAGAGUUUCUGCAGUCUUGCUGUUUUACCUGGCUAACUGUGAUUGUUGUGCUAUUAAGGUAAAAUUUACUUUUUCAAUUGUGCAUGCAAAGUUUUGCCCUUAUCAUGUCUCUGUGACAAUUUUGCCAUGAAUUAACACAAAAUAUUGUUCUCAAUGAGGAUUUUGUGAAAAUACUCAAAUCUGUAGGUAGUUCUUGCCCUCACAGAAGUGUCUGACAUUUUAAACCAACCGAAAAUUUAAAUCAUCUCUCCUUGCACUGAAGUAGGUUAUACAUAUUAGCAGUAUUAUGCAAAUAAUACUUUACACUGAGUGUAUUUUGAAUAUCAAAAAUGGGACAUACUAAAUUCACGACUGAUAGAUAUACAACACGAACAACAUUGAGAAAAAAAAGUUUGAAAAAAAAGUUCACAGUACACUGAGUUUCUAAAGAC